Messenger RNA from Rhopalosiphum maidis (corn leaf aphid), 563 nucleotides. Its product is annotated as zinc finger protein 486-like. Gene Ontology annotation, molecular function: DNA-binding transcription factor activity, RNA polymerase II-specific; RNA polymerase II cis-regulatory region sequence-specific DNA binding. The coding region runs from base 1 to 543 and encodes 180 amino acids. Gene Ontology annotation, biological process: regulation of DNA-templated transcription. The record is from RefSeq and is a predicted model, not a curated record. The transcript is spliced from 4 exons. Lineage: Eukaryota; Metazoa; Arthropoda; Insecta; Hemiptera; Aphididae.
AUGUGUGAUAAUUUCAAAAGUAAUUGUAGACCGAGAUUAAUAGAUGAUUCUGCCGAUUUAAAACCAUUGGAUUUGUCGGUAAGGAGUGCUUUGACGUCGCGUCAUGUCAAAUCAAAAAAACCAUACAAAUUGUUUUGCGAGGUUUGCGCAAAGGGUUUUGAUCGGCCGUCGCUUUUAAAAAGGCACGUAAGAACCCAUACAGGAGAACGUCCUCACGCUUGCGCCCAGUGCGACAAAGCGUUUUCCACGUCCAGCGCAUUGAACACACAUAAACGCAUCCAUAGCGGCGAGCGACCACACGCAUGUCCAAUUUGCGGCAAAACGUUUACAGCCAGUUCGAACCUGUACUACCAUAGAAUGACACAUUCCAAAGUAAAACCACAUAAAUGUAAUGCAUGCGACAAGUCCUACCCAACUCCGGGGAACUUGCGUGCCCACAUGUCAUCACAUUCUGGUGAAUGGACGUACAACUGCAAAACUUGUGGCCGAGGUUUUGGAAAAAAAAUCAACGUGGAAAGGCAUGCCAAGACAUGCCACAGAUAAACCAAAACGUAACGGCAAUA